AUGGACCCCAAAACAAGGUUGCGCAAGGCCUGCGAUGCCUGUAGCAUUCGCAAGGUGAAAUGUGAUGCGAGUGGUCCGCCCUGUCGGUCGUGUGCUAGUUUGGAUAUACCUUGCACUUAUGAACGGCCCAGCAGACGUCGCGGGCCUCCAAACCGCCAUGCAGAGGCGUUUAAGAAGCAGAAACUCGAGGCACCACCCGAUGCAUCACCGGGCUCUCUGAGCGAUGUUCCGUCGGCAACUACUCCUCAAGCUUCAACUAAUACGGCUCCCCCACUAACACCGUCCUUUUCACCCACUUCAGCAGAAGCGAUUUGCUCUCUGCACACAGUGCAACUACUGCUUGAUGAUUUCUUUACGUAUAUCCACCCUUUAGUUCCAAUUCCACAUGAACCUACUUUUCGAGCUGCUUUUGAGCGUCGAGAGGAUACCAUAAGUGGAACAUUUUUAGCUCUACUUGCUUCCAUGAUUGGGUUUUUGGUCGCUUCCUUCCCCCGGCGCCCCAAACUGAGAUUGAAUACCGAAGCCGAGCGUUUCGCGUUUCCAAAUUCCAUCGCGUUGGUCAAAAGAUGCCACGACGUUGCUAUACAGGCACGAGGUACAGGUUAUCUUGAUCGAAAUGCUACUGUAUACGAUGCAUCCAUCAGUUACUUUCUGGGUUGUUGUGCUGGUUAUGUGUAUAGCAUGCGCCGAUGUCGCCUCUAUCUGGCAGAAUGUCGGACCAUGAUAUCAGUCUACGACCUUUGCCGUUCCCCCAGAAAACUGUCCACUAUCGGGACUUUGAAUGCCACUAGUCCUUCGUCAAGCGCCUCCGUAUUUUCUCCAGAAAAAUCCUCGCAAACUUUGACAGAUGACAAAACCGUGGACUUAAUUUCGCAAGAACUUGGUCGUCGUCUCUUUUAUGUCUCCUUAGUUGGAUACCAGUCAUUACUCCAGCUUGGGUCAUCCGACAUCAAGAUACACGUACCUCCGGAAACCCCAACAGACCGCUAUCCGCCGUUUCCGCUUGAGGUUGAUGAUGAAUUCCUAUUCCCUACGCAUGUCAAUCAGCAACCUGCGGGUCGGGUCUCUAGCCUUGUUGGUUUCAAUGCAAACGUGCGGGUAUACAGUUCAUACAACGCUUUACUAGCUUGGGAGACUGCUUUUGGAAGUGGUCAGAUCUUUAACUGGGAGCAUCAACGCUCAAGUCUUUGGAGUUGUCUUCAGAAAGUAAAGACUGCACUUUUGGACGUUCCUAUCGAGCUUUCACUCUUUCACCCAAAGCAAGCGCCUCCCAGAUUUUCAAAUGUGGGCGAGGAUGGCUCGGUCUUUGAUUACCCGAAUGAUCAUAUUGAUCAAGAAAAACGGGCAAUCCAAUAUGAAAUCCAGAAAGCCAACAUCUAUGCCAGUCAAUUGUGUACUCGGUCUUGGCUUGUUGAAAAAUAUUGGAAUUUAUUCGAGACUUAUGCCAAAUACGGUGACCCGGCUAACUCUGCUAUUGUCACUACAACCCCAAAUAUAAAGACCGACAGCUUCUCAAAUCCUCAACUUGAAUCUCUAUCUAGAGGACCCUCUGAUAUAUCCUCUCGUGUCAUCGCACACGCAAAAACAGACUUUAUUGGCCGCAUGAUGGCUCAAGAGCGGAAGCUAGUUAUCAAGGAUCUCUUCGUUCUCCUACGUACUGUCAAUGAAGUCAAUAUGGAGCCCAACGGUACUAGCAUUACUGGCAAAAUUCGCCAAGUAGCAUCUACCCUGCUCAACAUGUCACAUGACUCAAAUACGACCUCAACAAGCUCCAUCCCAUUCAUAGACCAGUCCACACAUCAAUUACCAGUUGAUUCCACACUGAAACCCGCCUCAUCCAGUCUCAACAUCCUCACCGCCGCCGAAGCAGAGUCUUACCUGCACGCUUUUAUUGAUACGCUCAUUCGCCUUGAAGGCCACACUUAUGCAACAACAGAUUCUGGAAGCUCGACGGAGGGAGUUAGUCCGCAGACUAAUGGCCGCGCGAUGAGUUAUUUGAGUGAUUAUGAGAGAGAUCAGGAAGAACUGAGUCAGUGGGCCAGUUUGAAGGAGUAUCAGCAGAAAUUUGCUGAAGCGGGCGGUGUUCUAUCAGAGUUGUAA
Molecule: messenger RNA, 2100 nt
Organism: Penicillium malachiteum
Lineage: Eukaryota; Fungi; Ascomycota; Eurotiomycetes; Eurotiales; Aspergillaceae
Exons: 3
Coding region: 1-2100 (699 amino acids)
Biological process (GO): positive regulation of transcription by RNA polymerase II
Cellular component (GO): nucleus
Molecular function (GO): zinc ion binding; sequence-specific DNA binding; DNA-binding transcription factor activity, RNA polymerase II-specific
Source: RefSeq, a predicted model, not a curated record